This is a messenger RNA of Vicia villosa (hairy vetch), 480 nucleotides long. RefSeq lists its product as uncharacterized. The record is from RefSeq and is a predicted model, not a curated record. The transcript has 4 exons. NCBI's taxonomy places the organism in Eukaryota, Viridiplantae, Streptophyta, Magnoliopsida, Fabales, Fabaceae. Bases 1 to 480 code for a protein of 159 amino acids.
AUGUUAGACUCCAUUUUUAUGAAUGGACUGAAGGAGGAGAUUCAGGCUGAACUUAAGCUCUAUGAGAUUCAAGUUGAAGAAGUAACUACAUCAACGAAUGUUAAAACAACUGCAUCAUCAACUCGUUUAGAAUCAGGAUUGAAUUAUACUUCAAACUUAGGAGAUCCUUUUGAUUUUAAGCAUGGUAUCGAGAUAAGUGUUGAAAAAGGAACUACAUCAACCAAUUCCAAGGCCAUAACAUCAUCAGGUCCAAUAGUUACUUCUGAGCAUAAUAGGACAUCACAGACACCAAUGAAUGAACAAACAAUGGAUCAACAAAGUCCACUUGAAGAAACUGAUGCUACUGCUACUGUCACAUCUUCACCGGUAAAAAAAGUAAUUCAUAAUUUUUCAAGUGCUUUUUAUGAAUAUGCUGCAAAUAUAAUUACAUUUGUAUGGUAUGCAAUUAGUUGGAGGAUUCAAUGUCUGAAAAAGCUGUAG